Molecule: messenger RNA, 831 nt
Organism: Aspergillus luchuensis
Lineage: Eukaryota; Fungi; Ascomycota; Eurotiomycetes; Eurotiales; Aspergillaceae
Exons: 2
Coding region: 1-831 (276 amino acids)
Source: RefSeq, a predicted model, not a curated record
AUGGUGAGUAAAUCGCACUUCGAGACUAAGGCCAGGCUAGGCAAGCUUCUCAGAUGCGAUUACUCAAAAGGGGACGGUUUUGAGCAAGUCUGGCACCAUAGUACUCGCCGUAUAAAAGGAGCCACUGCAAUGAGUUCCGGGACCAGAAGCAUCCACAACCACUCUCCCAUUUCAGCAAAAGCAUUACCAAACGACAUGAAUGACUUUCAUGAUCGGGGACGGCCGGUCAAGCGCAAGCGCGAGGACUGGGCAGGACCAGGCUCGAGACACCGUGACAACGACAAGACGUCAAAAGCUGUUGAACCAUUCCAGCAGUCGUCUAAGGCCAUGGCACCGCCACUUCCCAAGGAAGCGCUGUCAAGAGAUGAGAAGGUCGCUUCCAUUGGCCUGGCCGCCGAGGCAUUCCGGCCCCUGAUGCGCGAGUUGCAGCAGCUGGAUGAUCAAAACCCAGUCCUUGCAGAGCAAGCCGCGCGACUGGUGGCCCUCUUCCGGCGCCUCUGGGAAUCGUACGUCGCGCAGCAUGCCGAGAGCUCGCGCCUCGAGAAGGAAAUUAGUCAGAUGCAGAUCGCCCACGCCUGCCUUGUCGACGAAAACACCCAGUUGAACCGUCGCUGCCAGGACGAGGAGGCCCGCUUGUGCCACUUUCGAGCAGCGAUCCAAAAAUUACGGAAAGGUGUGAUUGACGUGUUUGAAAAGUGGGAGAAUUUCCAGAUGACGGAAGCUCCGGCAGCGGGCGGUGCGGACGGACCGACGCAGGAGGAGGAGAACGUGGCAGUCAUUGUGCCCGCCGUGCAUGCUCAAGGGGACCAAGGCACCAGCGCUUCACAAUAG